GAGCAGCAUCCUGUCCUCGCCCUCCCUGCCAGCCUCCAAACGGGCCACACUGCAGACUCCCCACGCUGGGGGACACGGGAAUCCAUCGUCAGGCCAUCACGCCGGGGAUGUAUCUUGUCUCUGGGGUUUCGCUCUGCUCUUCGACGGGAGCCACACACCUGCGUGUGUGAGACUGUCACGGCAACGGCGACACCCACAGGCAUUGGGUGUCUUCACGGAGAGGGGGCCUGGAAAACUCAAGACUCACACGGAGGUUCAUUUCCACACUCCACUCCACCCUUCCAGGCUGGUUUCUCCCUGCUGGAGACGCGUGGGAGCCCAGGGAGCGGCUUCCACUUCCCGCGGGAUCCCUGGAGAGGCCCGCAGAGCCAGCCCCCGCCCGAAACCCACCCCCCUCACCCCUUCCCCCUCUCCCCCUUCCGCUGCGUCUCUCUGGCCUCCGGCCCCACCCCUCCCACCCAAACCCCCCCACCCCUCCUCUCCCAAUCCCCCCCCACCCCCCACCCACCGACGCCACCACGCCCCAGGCAUCGGCGCCCUGGGGCCCCUCGGAGGGCGAGGGCGGGCUGUCCCAGGGCUCAGCGGCAGGCAAGAAGGGGUGGAGCCUGCUCUGCCUGUGGGCCUUCAUAAGAGCCGCUGGCUGUCUGCGCCGGCCUCCUGGCUGGACCUGAACGCAGUGCGCAGGCCGGCUGAGGAGCAGGGGAGCCCUCCGGCCUCUCUCUGCCCGGGUCCGUCCGUGGAAUUCCGGCCGGGGCUCCCCGCGAUGGCUCUCCCGACACCUUCGGACGGCACCCUCCCCGCGGAAGCCCGAGGACGAGGACGGCGGAGGAGACUCGCCUGGACCCCGAGCCAAAGCCAGGCCCUGCGAGCCUGCUUUGAGCGGAACCCGUACCCGGGCAUCGCCACCAGAGAACGGCUGGCCCAGGCCAUCGGCGCUCCGGAGCCCAGGGUCCAGAUCUGGUUUCAGAACGAGAGGUCACGCCAGCUGAGGCAGCACCGGCGGGAAUCUCGGCCCUGGCCGGGGAGACGCGGCCCGCAAGAAGGCAGGCGAAAGCGGACCUCCGUCACCCCAUCCCAGACGGCCCUGCUGCUCCGAGCCUUUGAGAAGGAUCGCUUUCCCGGCAUCGCCACCAGGGAGGGACUGGCCAGAGAGACGGGCCUCCCGGAGUCCAGGAUUCACGUCUGGUUUCAGAACCGAAGGGCCAGGCACCCGGCACCGGGUGGCAGGGCGCCGGCGCACGCAGGCGGCCCCUGCAACUCGGCCCCCGGCGGGUGUCACCCUGCUCCCCGGUCGGUCGCCCCGGCAGGCGGGGAUGCUGCCUACGCCGCCCUGGCUCCUCCGGAAGGGGCGCUCUCCCACCCUCAGGCGCCUCGGUGGCCUCCGCACCCCCCGAGCAAAUGCCCGGGGGACCGCGACCCGCAGCGCGACGGCCUGCCGGGCCUGCCCGCUCAAGCUGGGCCACAGGGCCAAGGUCUGGGCCCGGUGAGAGCCCCCGCACAGCGGAGAACUGCCAUUCUUUCCUGGGCGUCCCGGGGAUCCCGGAGCCGGAGCCGGCCCAGGUACCAGCAGGCCGAGCCCCGCAGCGGAGCGCCAGGCCCACCGCCCCGACCGCCGACCACAGAGGAGCCACACGCAGGACGACUGAAGCCUGAUUUCGGAUUCCACGUCGCUUGGCCCUCUGCAAGGGGGCCAGUUGCUCACGUCUCUCCGGCCCCCCCCCCCCGAGGGGCUGACCGUGUUGACGGUUUGCUUCCGGAGCCCUGCGGGCACCCCGAAACAUCCAGGGAAGGGUGGAAGAGCAGCAUCCUGUCCUCGCCCUCCCUGCCAGCCUCCAAACGGGCCACACUGCAGACUCCCCACGCUGGGGGACACGGGAAUCCAUCGUCAGGCCAUCACGCCGGGGAUGUAUCUUGUCUCUGGGGUUUCGCUCUGCUCUUCGACGGGAGCCACACACCUGCGUGUGUGAGACUGUCACGGCAACGGCGACACCCACAGGCAUUGGGUGUCUUCACGGAGAGGGGGCCUGGAAAACUCAAGACUCACACGGAGGUUCAUUUCCACACUCCACUCCACCCUUCCAGGCUGGUUUCUCCCUGCUGGAGACGCGUGGGAGCCCAGGGAGCGGCUUCCACUUCCCGCGGGAUCCCUGGAGAGGCCCGCAGAGCCAGCCCCCGCCCGAAACCCACCCCCCUCACCCCUUCCCCCUCUCCCCCUUCCGCUGCGUCUCUCUGGCCUCCGGCCCCACCCCUCCCACCCAAACCCCCCCACCCCUCCUCUCCCAAUCCCCCCCCACCCCCCACCCGCCGACGCCACCACGCCCCAGGCAUCGGCGCCCUGGGGCCCCUCGGAGGGCGAGGGCGGGCUGUCCCAGGGCUCAGCGGCAGGCAAGAAGGGGUGGAGCCUGCUCUGCCUGUGGGCCUUCAUAAGAGCCGCUGGCUGUCUGCGCCGGCCUCCUGGCUGGACCUGAACGCAGUGCGCAGGCCGGCUGAGGAGCAGGGGAGCCCUCCGGCCUCUCUCUGCCCGGGUCCGUCCGUGGAAUUCCGGCCGGGGCUCCCCGCGAUGGCUCUCCCGACACCUUCGGACGGCACCCUCCCCGCGGAAGCCCGAGGACGAGGACGGCGGAGGAGACUCGCCUGGACCCCGAGCCAAAGCCAGGCCCUGCGAGCCUGCUUUGAGCGGAACCCGUACCCGGGCAUCGCCACCAGAGAACGGCUGGCCCAGGCCAUCGGCGCUCCGGAGCCCAGGGUCCAGAUCUGGUUUCAGAACGAGAGGUCACGCCAGCUGAGGCAGCACCGGCGGGAAUCUCGGCCCUGGCCGGGGAGACGCGGCCCGCAAGAAGGCAGGCGAAAGCGGACCUCCGUCACCCCAUCCCAGACGGCCCUGCUGCUCCGAGCCUUUGAGAAGGAUCGCUUUCCCGGCAUCGCCACCAGGGAGGGACUGGCCAGAGAGACGGGCCUCCCGGAGUCCAGGAUUCACGUCUGGUUUCAGAACCGAAGGGCCAGGCACCCGGCACCGGGUGGCAGGGCGCCGGCGCACGCAGGCGGCCCCUGCAACUCGGCCCCCGGCGGGUGUCACCCUGCUCCCCGGUCGGUCGCCCCGGCAGGCGGGGAUGCUGCCUACGCCGCCCUGGCUCCUCCGGAAGGGGCGCUCUCCCACCCUCAGGCGCCUCGGUGGCCUCCGCACCCCCCGAGCAAAUGCCCGGGGGACCGCGACCCGCAGCGCGACGGCCUGCCGGGCCUGCCCGCUCAAGCUGGGCCACAGGGCCAAGGUCUGGGCCCGGUGAGAGCCCCCGCACAGCGGAGAACUGCCAUUCUUUCCUGGGCGUCCCGGGGAUCCCGGAGCCGGAGCCGGCCCAGGUACCAGCAGGCCGAGCCCCGCAGCGGAGCGCCAGGCCCACCGCCCCGACCGCCGACCACAGAGGAGCCACACGCAGGACGACUGAAGCCUGAUUUCGGAUUCCACGUCGCUUGGCCCUCUGCAAGGGGGCCAGUUGCUCACGUCUCUCCGGCCCCCCCCCCCGAGGGGCUGACCGUGUUGACGGUUUGCUUCCGGAGCCCUGCGGGCACCCCGAAACAUCCAGGGAAGGGUGGAAGAGCAGCAUCCUGUCCUCGCCCUCCCUGCCAGCCUCCAAACGGGCCACACUGCAGACUCCCCACGCUGGGGGACACGGGAAUCCAUCGUCAGGCCAUCACGCCGGGGAUGUAUCUUGUCUCUGGGGUUUCGCUCUGCUCUUCGACGGGAGCCACACACCUGCGUGUGUGA
Messenger RNA from Symphalangus syndactylus (siamang), 3763 nucleotides. Its product is annotated as double homeobox protein 1-like. Gene Ontology annotation, cellular component: nucleus. Gene Ontology annotation, biological process: regulation of transcription by RNA polymerase II. Gene Ontology annotation, molecular function: DNA-binding transcription factor activity, RNA polymerase II-specific; RNA polymerase II transcription regulatory region sequence-specific DNA binding. NCBI's taxonomy places the organism in Eukaryota, Metazoa, Chordata, Mammalia, Primates, Hylobatidae. The record is from RefSeq and is a predicted model, not a curated record.